UGCUUGGCUUCACAUAAUAGUAAAAAAUAAUGACACACAUGUGUAACUUGUGUGCUAUAUGCAUUGUCUUGUAAAAUUCCCAAGAGUUUUAUAGAUAUCUUAAGAUCAGUGAAGAUUGUCUCAGAAGUCUCUUGAUAAUGUCGGAUCUUACGACAAACAACAGAUACAGUUUUGAUAACAUAAGCGCCGGCAGAUUGUUAACACAGAGUGUUACGCUCCCAAAGUCUCAGCCAGUACGUCUCAAGGCGCUUCUGCAUUUGUGUGAAAGCGAUGAGGACGAUGAUGAUGAUGAGACCGAGGAGAAACCCCAUCAAUCUGAGGAAGAGUCGGAUUUUGAGGAGCCUCUGCUGCAAGACGAUUCUUCCGAAGAUGUCCUACAGGAAACGCUUGUUGUUCAGGAAUUGAUGCCUAAAUCACGCAUCAAUUCCUCAUCGAUUGAGUCGCCGACGGAUGGAGUUUUGAAAACUACGUGCACAUUGCCAAAAGAGACUCUUGAAGUUGUGACCAACACUCCUUCUGUACAAAGAGAAAUAGACUUUGCAACUGAUAGGGAACAACGUAAAGUCAGCGAUGUAAACGAUUCGAAUAAACCAGAAAUUUAUAGCUCUAAAUACGAAGAAAAAACACAGGAAUCUCACAGUGAAACGUUUGCUUCGAGGAGUCAGGUGGACACUGUUCAUAAUCGCUCAGCGAAUAUAGCAUUACCUCCGCCAUCGCUCUCGGUUUAUAAAGGGGAUUAUAACACGAAGCUCGAUACGAAUAAGAAUCUGCAACCAAUAAACAGCAAUCAGGUGCACCACGAAAAUGCCUACAUGUCAGAUAUAUUAAAUAAAAGAAAGGAAGGAUCCGUAUAUAAUACAUCGGUGGAUAAUAAGAUAUUAUUAAGAAAUAGCGAACUGAAUCUGAACAAGGAUGACCAACGAUAUAAAAACACGUAUGGUUUUACCGAGCAGGCAAAUAAAGAUGUUGAGGAGGAAUCUCACAAGGUUCCGAACUCUCUGUCGGAAUCUGCCACCUGCACUUCUCAGACAUCUGAAAACCUGAUGCAUCCCGCAAGAUAUAGUUCACAGAAGAAUAUGACGAAAUACGAAGCGAAUGAGAAGUAUACACCGGCGAAAAAUACAGUCCGUACGGAAUUCAGCACACCCUCGCUGAACGAAGCGAGCAAGUCGUUAACCGUGAUUAAUCGCUUGACCUCGGAAACUCCGUUAAAGCACGUGCAAGUCAGUGCGCAUCCGAAUCCGUGCAUAUCACACAAGCAGCUGUUUCAAACUCCGCAGAGCAAACUAUCUGGCGACCUGAACAAGAAUCAAGUUCAAACUCCUUCCACGAUAUUCCAGUCCAGUUGGUAUCAUAAUACACCGAUGGAAGGCAAGAGCUUUAUUGCGAGGGACCAUGUGCAAAUGUCUAGGAAUGCAAUUCGCACACCUAUCAUGGAAAAACCGGAUUCUUUGAGAUACUUUGGAAUGGAUGCCAAAAAUGUAAGGCGACCUUUAACAGAUGCUACAUUGAUGCACGGUGAUUCCUUGGCUCAUUCUUUGGAAUCAAAGCCGCUUUUGUUGCACACACGCACCGAGGCAAAAAACGUUACAUCUGAGCCCCAACCAGAGGAAGAUAGAACUAGAAAGACGAUUGGACUAUCGGAUAUAAAAUUAGUACAGACAGAAACAAAUUACGAUAAUGAUUUGAAAUUGGGGAAACCUAUCGAGGAAGUGAAGGAGAAUAAACAGUUUGAUAUGUUGGGAAAUAGUAGAAAGACUGUGCAAAAUAAAAAUGAAGGCAAACAGAUGAUAAUCGGUUCCAAUACGGACAUAAAAUUAAUACAAGAUUCUCGGAAGUACAGCGGGGAGCAUAACGUCAUUCCGAAUGCGGACUGCAAGAAUCCGCAUUACUCAGUCCGCGAUAGACAACCCAAGGAGAUCCCACAAAUAAAUAUAAUUGAUAAAAUGGCAAACGUGCAGUUCACCGUACCGUCGAGCAUUCCCCCACAACGGCAAGGCAAAACAUUAAUCGUAAAAGAUACAGAGUACACGAUCCUAGGCUCCCUCGGCCGCGGAAUGAGCGGCGAGGUUCUGCGAGUGCAGAAUACAUCCUGCGGUGAGUUACGCGCCAUCAAAUGCGUUGACCUGAGCAAAAUGGACAAAGACUCGGCCCAAGGCUGCUUGGAUGAGAUUUCCAUGCUGCAUAAGUUACAGGCACCCUGUGUUGUCAAAAUGUUCGACUAUCAAAUCAAAGACUCUAUGGUUUAUGUGGUAAUGGAAAUGGGUGAUACCGAUCUCAGUCGACUCUUAAAAUCUAUGUCCCAAGAGAAGCAAAUUUCUCUCACGAUGAUUCUGUAUUAUUGGACUGAAAUGCUUACGGCUGUAAAACACAUACACGAUAAUGGAGUCAUACAUUCAGAUUUGAAACCAGGGAACUUUUUAUUAGUACGAGGUCGACUCAAAUUAAUAGAUUUCGGAAUUGCCUCCAGUAUAAAUUCGGACAUGACAUCCGUUGUAAAAAAUAAUCCGAUUGGAACGUUAAAUUACAUUAGUCCUGAAGCCUUAAUGGACAUUGGUGGAAACUCCGAUUCGCCUACGCACAAUGUUAAAUAUAAGAUAAGUUUCAAAUCAGACGUAUGGUCAUUAGGAUGUAUCUUGUACAGUUUGGUGUAUGGGUACACGCCUUUCCACCAUAUACGUUCUCAGUGGGCAAAGGUAAACGCUAUAACUAAUCCGAAACCGAACAUUUCGUUCCCGGCCACGACAAACAGUGAGGAUCGUCAGAGUUGUGAACGCGCGCCGCCUAUUCUAAUCGACGUAAUGCGGAAGUGCCUCCAGCACGACCCGAAAGCAAGACCUACGGUGUCACAACUGUUGCAGGUGCAAUAUGUGCCUACCACGCCGAAUACCGCACAGACUUCGGUGCCUUCCAACAUACCAGCGAAUGUCCUCGUGAAGAUAAAGCAUGCUCUGAACGAGGACGAAUGGCGACUAUUAGUCCAGGUAUUGGACACAAAGCGACAUCAUACAUAA
Messenger RNA from Temnothorax curvispinosus, 3014 nucleotides. It is a transcript of the gene Mps1, whose product is annotated as serine/threonine-protein kinase MPS1. NCBI's taxonomy places the organism in Eukaryota, Metazoa, Arthropoda, Insecta, Hymenoptera, Formicidae. Gene Ontology annotation, molecular function: protein serine/threonine kinase activity; protein serine/threonine/tyrosine kinase activity; ATP binding. Bases 138 to 3014 code for a protein of 958 amino acids. The record is from RefSeq and is a predicted model, not a curated record. The transcript has 8 exons. Gene Ontology annotation, biological process: mitotic spindle assembly checkpoint signaling; chromosome segregation; meiotic spindle assembly checkpoint signaling. Gene Ontology annotation, cellular component: kinetochore; nucleus; spindle.